Messenger RNA from Drosophila erecta, 2538 nucleotides. RefSeq names its product sphingosine kinase 2 (gene Sk2). Gene Ontology annotation, cellular component: membrane; intracellular membrane-bounded organelle; cytoplasm. Bases 69 to 2129 code for a protein of 686 amino acids. The transcript has 2 exons. The record is from RefSeq and is a predicted model, not a curated record. Gene Ontology annotation, biological process: sphingosine biosynthetic process. NCBI's taxonomy places the organism in Eukaryota, Metazoa, Arthropoda, Insecta, Diptera, Drosophilidae.
UAGAGUUUCAUUGUGCCAGUUGGUAUUUUUGUGGCUGCCACCUACGGUAACACUGCGGCCAUGAUUGGAUGAUAAGGGAGCCACAAAAGCCUGGACACAAAAGCCCUGAAACAUGCUGCUUGGCAGCCGAAUCUCCAGUCGAAAUGAGCGAAUCUCUUGAUAAGACCACCAGCCCGAGCUCGGCCAGUUCCAGGGCCACGCCCCAGGGGGCGGAGGAUCCGGGUGAGGGCCACGACGUGAGCGACACCUUCUACACCAGCCAGCGCAAGAAGGGCAGCCACGUAUUUCGGGUGCGCCUGGACGCCACGGGAUUCACCCUGCAGCGGGAGUCGCCGGGCGGCAGCAUUGUCAAGGAGCAGCAUGUCCGGAUCUCAGAUAUUGUGGGUGCUCGCUGUAUGCGGCCCAAGAAGAGCCGGCGCCUGGCGAUGUCUGGCGCCUGUGCGUGCAGCUCCGGUAACCCCAAUUCGCCAGCCAUUUCGGCGUCCGGCGAUCAUCAUCGCACUGCCACCACACCAAGCAAAUGCAGCACCAAUAGCCGAGACAAUCUACCAUCGGAUGGCGGCGAUGCCAGCGCUUUCCUCUACGUGUUUGCCUAUGUUUUGAAAAAGAGGAGCCUGCGGUCGGAGCUGCACAGGGAGCGAACGGUGCUCACGCUGCGGUUCAGGUCGUUCGACACCUUCGAGGACAACAUGAGGGAGGCGGAUCGAUGGUAUAGGUCCCUCCGUUGGCAGCUGCAUCGCACGCUGGAGGAGAUCUUUGUGGCACCGACGGCGGAUGAGCGACGUCGCCGAGUGCUGGUGCUGUUGAAUCCCAAAUCCGGUUCCGGGGAUGCUCGUGAGGUCUUCAACAUGCACGUGACGCCGGUGCUGAACGAGGCCGAGGUGCCUUACGACCUGUAUGUAACCAAACAUUCCAACUUCGCCAUCGAGUUCUUGAGCACCAGGUGCCUGGACGCCUGGUGCUGCGUGGUGGCUGUCGGCGGAGACGGUCUCUUCCACGAAAUUGUCAAUGGACUGCUGCAGCGCCAAGACUGGGCCCACGUUCUGCCUCACCUCGCACUGGGAAUCAUUCCUUGCGGCUCCGGGAACGGAUUGGCCCGGUCCAUUGCCCACUGUUACAACGAACCAUACUUCAGUAAGCCAGUACUAGGAGCUGCUCUGACCGUAAUUAGUGGACGCAGUUCACCCAUGGACGUGGUCCGCGUGCAGCUGCAGAGUCGCUCCCUCUACUCCUUCCUGUCCAUCGGCUGGGGUCUCAUCUCGGACGUGGACAUCGAGAGCGAGCGCAUCCGGCUGCUGGGCUACCAGCGCUUCACCGUUUGGACCCUGUACCGUCUGGUGAAUCUGCGCACCUACAAUGGCCGGAUCAGCUAUCUCCUCACGGACCAUCAGGUAUCCGCAACCCAGAGCGCUAGCGGCUAUGCUGCCCAGCGGAGAAUGCAGAGCAGCCGGAGCUGCAACACGCACAUCGACAUGCUGAAUGGGCCGGCGUCCAUCUAUCAUUCCAGUGUCGAGUACCUGCCACAGGAGUUUGCGGACGUGAUCUCCCUGGAGACGUCCAUCAAUCAGUCGUUCCGCUCGAGGUGCGACAGCUGGUUGUCCGGGGGAUCGCGGCGCAGCUUCUACUAUUCCAUAUCGGAGAGCAUCUACCACAGUCUGGCGGAUGAGAGCGAGUUCGCUGGCCUAGCCGCCGCCGCGCUAGAGAACAGGCAGCAGAACUACGGUCCGGCGAGCGAGCUGCCGGAUCUGAACGAGCCUCUGCCCGAGGAUCAGGGUUGGCUGGUGGAGGAGGGCGAGUUCGUUAUGAUGCAUGCCGUGUAUCAGACCCAUCUGGGCAUUGACUGCCACUUUGCGCCCAAAGCCCAGCUAAACGACGGCACCAUUUACCUAAUCCUCAUACGCGCCGGCAUCAGCCGCCCGCAACUGCUGAGCUUCCUCUACAAUAUGAGCUCCGGCACCCACCUGCCGGAGGCACACAACGACCACGUGAAGGUGCUGCCAGUGCGAGCAUUCCGCCUGGAGCCACACGACAAUCACGGCAUCAUCACGGUCGACGGAGAACGCGUCGAGUUCGGGCCACUCCAAGCUGAAGUCCUGCCGGGCAUAGCCCGCGUCAUGGUGCCAAAGUAGGAGUGCAGCCCGGUCUCCCAGAGGCUGGAACUUACUGAAGACCAUCAAGCAAUCGAAAUCUCAAUUUAGGAAUCUCUGCAUUUGUAGCUAAUACUUAGGGUCCAAGGUGGCCGAUAUGAGAGAGUUGUGCAUUCUUCGUAUUUUGUGUUUUCUGUGGCUUGCUUCUGCCAACCAAUCAUGUAUUGUUAACAUUUUGAACACAAUUAUAGCUAUUUACGAAAUAUUUAACAUGUUUGUAUAUAAAACGUGUGCCAUAUGAAGUGCACGUGAAUUUAUUUGUAUCGACUGUUUAAAAUAGUGAUGCAGUCUUAUUUAUUUUAUUCUUUUUUUUUUUAAUUGUGUAACAAAAUGAAAUAUGUAUUCAAACUGUUUCAAAAUGGUUACAAAUAAAUCUUCAUGAGUUCGAAAA